This is a messenger RNA of Medicago truncatula (barrel medic), 975 nucleotides long. RefSeq lists its product as uncharacterized. Bases 1 to 975 code for a protein of 324 amino acids. The record is from RefSeq and is a predicted model, not a curated record. NCBI's taxonomy places the organism in Eukaryota, Viridiplantae, Streptophyta, Magnoliopsida, Fabales, Fabaceae. The transcript is spliced from 2 exons.
AUGUCUUCCGUUCUACCAACCAUUCUUCCAUAUCCAAACCCAAAUUUCAUUGUGACUAUCACCAAAGAAGAGUUCAUCCUAUUUCACAGUGUUGAUCGGAAACUUUUCUCUCGUUUGGUUGUAGAGCUUGGUCGUGAUACCUCUCAGUCGAUACAUGUAAUGGCUUUCAUAAUGUGGAUCGAGAGGAAAUCAAAAAAAUGUAAUUUAGUAGAAGAGAUUCUUCAAAGUUGGCCAAAUGUUAUGCUAAGCAACCUUGCUGAUGAGGUUGUUGUCAUCCUGAAUUGCAUCGAAAUUUCUCAUUACCCUAACACUUUUGUAGGCCAAUCAAAUUUGCCAUUGAUUCAACACAUAUUGUGCCGCAAUUUGACACUUGAGUUUUUUCAUAAAAAACGCCUCGAAGUAAUCAAUGAUGUCACCAAGUUAAUCAAUGAUGUGUGUGUUAUAGCUUUUGAGGAUAUUAUUGAACAAGUUCAAUAUACUAUGGCUAUUAAGAUGCAACAACAAAUGUUGUAUUCUUAUCCCAACAAUAUUGGAAUGGUGCCACAACAAAUUCAACCAGAUGUUAGGGAAAUAUUGGCCAAUUUAAAUUUGGAUGAUAUUUAUGCUUGUGAUUCUAGUAUUGUUGCGCCAAAUGAUGAUAAGAGGAAUGAGAUCAAGCAGCCAAUUGAUGAUAGGACCAUUUUCAUGACAUUUUCUAAAGGUUAUCCUAUCUAUGAGAGUGAACUUAGAGAGUUCAUUACCAGAAAAUUCGGAUACAUCAUCGAUAAGCUUAUCAUGCAAAAACCUAAUUCACCAGAGCAGUCGAUGUAUGCACGUCUUGUGGUUCGCCCAGAAGCUAUAGAUGUGAUUGACCAUUUUCUUGAAUAUAAGCCAAUAAUGAAGUUCUCCAUUAAUGGGAAACAUGUUUGGGCUAGAAAAUAUAUUCCCAAGUUGCCACCACCAUUUGAACCUGGGACAUCUCAGUAUUUUCCAUGA